CUCAGUCUGAUUCACUGCAACUCUUAGCAUCUGUCGGGGAGCCACCCAAGCCAAUGGAGAGACUAUGCCCGCGUUUUGCAAAUCCUCAGUAAUAGGCACCGUCAAGCUAUCUAGCUCUGAGAACGAGCUCUUUCCCGACCGGUAAUGCAUGCUUCCAAACGUUCGUCAGCACGGUAGCAGGCAGGUAGAUAGAAACUCGUAAAAAACCGAAGAGGUCCAGAACAGCACACCCAACAGCAAAAUUUAUUUUUGUCAGAAAAUCGGGAGCAAUUUGUGGACUAGAUGAUAAGAAAAGUCUCACAUAGCACGUUCAACAUGAAGAGAAGACAUCUGGUCAAAAGGGGUCUUCAAGAUGCCAACCAACUGUCAUCGCAGCCUGAUAAAAUAGGCUGGAUUCGCAAGUUUUGUGGCAAAGGGAUUUUCAGGGAAAUAUGGAGAAAUCGGUUUGUGAUGCUUAAGGGGGACCAUUUGUAUAUUUUUGAGAAAGAGAUGAAGAAUGAUGGGAAGACACAUGAAGUGUUUGACCUGGUGGAGUACGAGCGCUCAGAGGAGGUAUGCAAGGCCCACAGCCACAGCAAGAAGAACCACAGCAAGUUUGCCCUCCUGUGCUGCCAGCAGCCGGGCUUCCGGACUCCCAAUCUUGUAUUUUUGGCUGUUAGUCCAGAGGAAAAAGAGUCCUGGAUUAAUGUUCUUAACACUGCUAUUAACAGAGCCAAGAACCGCAUUCUGGAUGAGGUCACAAUUGAUGAGGAGAGCCUUCUGGCUCACCCUACACGUGACCGUGUCAAGAUCCCCCUCCGGCGCCGCUUGCCCACCCGGGCUCAUCUCAUGGCUGUGGCCUCCACAACCUCAGAAGGAACGCUGACUUUGGACCUGGUGCAUGAGGAGGAUGGCACAUUGCUUGAGGACGAUCGUGCUGUGUGGGUCAAAGACAAUCGUGGGAAACUAGACUUGUUGGCUCCUGGUAGGAGGCGUGCUGAUACAGAUGUCUCCAGGCCCCGAGCAACUUCCAUAGAGGAUGGGGUGAAGACCAACAGCCUACCCCGUGGGAGUGAGCUGUUCUGGAGCCACCAGAGCCAGACACACCACGCCCAGCCUGGUUUGAAGCUCUUAGCUCAGGGAAGGAGUCGCUGUGGCUCCAUGGAUGAUGCCCUGUCCCGAGGAGAAUGGCAGGCCACCAAGAACGAUAGGUUCAAAUGCCCAGACAUGCUAUUCCAGACUCCCAUAAACCACCUAGAGGACUUGAUCACCCAGGGGCUACAGCGGACCCAGGAGCUACUGGCUGAAAUCCAGGAGCAGGUACCUCACAGGACCCAGAUAGGCUCCCAGCCCCAUCUGAGGGGUGUUGACUCCCCACGUUUGCGACAUUUGAGGGGCUCAGAGUCUCCACAUUCCAAGAGCUCUAACUCCCACAACUCAGCUCUUGGGAAAAAUACAAACUCUUCCCCGCAACUUAAAGCCAGGGACUCGCCCACUUCAAAGACGAUGGGUUCGCCCCGUGUGAAGGCAAAAGAUUCUCCUCUUUGGAAGACGUCAAAGUCCCCUCAUUCCAAGGGUGCAUUCCAUUCAAAGAGUGUUGAUUCGCCUGAUUCAAAGGAUUCCAACUCACCCCUUAUGAAAUACAUUGACUUGACCCACAUCAAGGGCUCAGACUCACCACUUUCUGCUGGCUCAGCUUCAUCCCAUGCAAAGGGCAUAGAUUCGCCCAGUAUCUGGCUUUCAAGUUCACCCCAUUUGAAAGGGCCAAGGGGAAUGGACUCUCCUCUCAGCCAUGCGCCAGACUGGGACAGCAGGAGGGCCACAGCUGAACGACUGCUGCAGGAAGCUCUCUCCUCCUGGGAGGAGGCAAGGGAGGUCCUGGCAGAGGUGAAGGAGCUACAGGCCAGACAACAGCGAGCAGAGCAGAGCAAGAUUGCAUUCACCUACAUGCCCUCACAGCGCAAAAAGCAGAAAAGCCCCUGAUACAUUUAUAGCCACAUUGCUUUAUGGAACUCAUGGGCAUAUUCUUACCUAAUUAGAUGAGACAGCACUAUAAACACACACAAUGCACUAGUUUUUUAAAUUCUCUUCCAUAAAUACUCUCAUAGUAGAUUAUUGAUAUUAUUCAUUGCAUCUCCAAUGUGUCUCUACUUUUUUGCACUGUAAAUUGCUGUAAAUUUAUUUUUAGCUGUACUCUUGUCUCAGUAAUGUAAAGGUUAACUUCUUUUGCUUUUGUUAAAAAUUGGAUUUGUUUGUUAUACCACCCUCGGUGGACCUUGGGGGUUUGUGUAACAAACACUUUUUACAGUUUGUUUCAAGGUUUGGGUAGUGUAUGAUGAGUAUUUUAAGCUGCAUAAAGCAGUAGGCUGUCAAUUUUAGGUCAGAUAUUGUUGUGACCCACACAUACAAAAGCCCUGGGGGUGGUGGUGUCAUACAUGCCCCUCUCUGACCACCUGGCCAUAAUGUACAUUUGUAUUUCAUUCCAAGCUUUUGCAUCAAAAAAUAUAUUAAUAAAUAAAUAAAUAAAUUUAGUGACCAUAUUGAUUAAUUUUGACCAUAUUGCAGAUAUUUACAUGGCAACAUUUACA
Electrophorus electricus (electric eel) is the source of this 2567-nucleotide messenger RNA. It is a transcript of the gene plekho1a, whose product is annotated as pleckstrin homology domain containing, family O member 1a. The record is from RefSeq and is a predicted model, not a curated record. NCBI's taxonomy places the organism in Eukaryota, Metazoa, Chordata, Actinopteri, Gymnotiformes, Gymnotidae. Gene Ontology annotation, cellular component: ruffle membrane; muscle cell projection membrane. Gene Ontology annotation, biological process: regulation of myoblast fusion.